Messenger RNA from Lotus japonicus, 1061 nucleotides. Its product is annotated as expansin-like A2. Gene Ontology annotation, biological process: sexual reproduction. Bases 65 to 847 code for a protein of 260 amino acids. The record is from RefSeq and is a predicted model, not a curated record. The transcript is spliced from 5 exons. Gene Ontology annotation, cellular component: extracellular region; plant-type cell wall; plasmodesma. Lineage: Eukaryota; Viridiplantae; Streptophyta; Magnoliopsida; Fabales; Fabaceae.
CUCCUCCUUCCAAUGUGAACAACAUUAGCUAAUUGAUUACCUUCAAAACAGAACAACAACAAACAUGGCUUUCUUUCUCUGCUUCUUCUUCUUCCUUCUUGCUUCAUCAUCUGCCUCUGCUUGUGAUCGCUGCUCGCAUCAAUCCAAGGCUGCCUAUUUCUCCAAAGCUUCUGCUCUUUCAUCUGGGGCAUGUGGAUAUGACUCUUUGGCACUGGGCUUGAGUGGUGGACACCUUGCAGCUGGUGUUCCUUCCCUCUUCAAAAGUGGGGCUGGCUGUGGUGCUUGCUAUCAGCUAAGAUGCAAGAACCCAACUCUGUGCAAAAAAGAAGGUGCCAGAGUGGUAUUGACUGAUCUUAAUCCCAAUAAUCAAACUGAGUUUGUCCUCAGCAGCAGAGCCUUUGUGGCCAUGGCUCAGGAUGGUAAAGGCCAACAGAUUUUGAAGCUUGGCAUUGUUGACAUUGAAUACAAGCGAGUAGCAUGUGAAUUCAAAAAUCAGAACUUGGCUGUUCGAGUAGAAGAAUCAAGCAAAAAACCAGAUUACUUAGCAAUCAAAUUUUUGUAUCAAGGGGGACAAACAGAGAUAGUAGGUGUUGAUGUAGCUCAGGUGGGAUCUUCAAACUGGAGGUUCAUGAGCAGAAACCAUGGGGCAGUGUGGGACACAAGCAGGGUCCCUCAAGGUCCAUUGCAAUUCAGGCUAGUGGUAACAGCAGGGUAUGACGGAAAAUGGGUUUGGGCCCAGAAGGUUCUUCCUCUUGACUGGAAAAAUGGAGUGAUAUAUGACUCUGGUGUGAAGAUAACAGAAAUUGCACAAGAAGGUUGUUUCCCCUGUGAUGAUGGAACCUGGUGAUGAUGAUUCAUGACAAGCUAGUACUUAAGAGAGCAAUGACCCAUGUAUACAUAAACAAAUAGGCUUUUAUUUUAUUAACACCAUAUUUGAGGCUCAGAAACCAACUCAUAAGACCAAGGAAUCAUGGAGUAGCUUAGUAAAUUUCAAAUGCAAUCUCAUUUGUAGCUACUCAACUUAAUAAUCUAAGUUCAAAAAAAAAAACUCAGUGACCAUA